GUUCGCUUUUUCAAAAAUUAUAAUCUUUAAUCUGUUUCUUUCACUUUCGUUGGUCUUUUCAUUUGCCCGACCGACGCCCUCUCUUGCUACAUUGCGAGACAUAGUCCAUCCACCAUGGCAUUCCUCAAGACGUUGCUCCUAGGAACCCUAGGCUUAGCACCAGAGGUGUUGGCAGCCAAUCUACUCGCAUCGCACUAUACGGGCAAGAUCUUCUCGCUCUCUUUCACUGGGCGCGGCAGCAAUGCCACGCUAGUCAACAAAUCAUCCGUGUCGGGUUGUGGACGAUUGCCCGCAUGGCUGCACGUGGACUCGAGAGUAGUAUAUUGCGUUGAUGAGGACUGGUUCGGCAGUGGUGUACUUGCCUCUUACUCUGUAGCGUCGGACGGCAGCUUGAAGCAGACAGGAAGUGCUUCCACUGCCGGUGCUAGCGUGCACGGCACGCCCUACGGGGGUGAGAAUGGAAAGGGCUUCUUCGCUACAGUCGAAUAUGACCCGUCAACCUUGACGAGAUACAAGCUGCCUCUUUCCAGUGCUUCGACCGUCAUGGCGCAGUCCAAGUUCAACAUGUCCGCGCCCGGGCCAAACGCGCGACAGAACGCGCCUCACCCACACGCCGCUCAGCUGGACCCGACGGGAAGAUUUCUCAUCGUCCCCGACUUGGGCGCGGACCUGAUCCGCAUCUUCAGGAUCGACGCCAAGACGGGCGGCCUGACUGCGUGCGAGCCGGGCGUCGCAGGCGCAGGCGACGGGCCGCGCCACGGCGCGUGGUGGGGGUCGCCCGACCUCGGCCGCACAGCCGGCCGGAUGCUGUACACCGUGAACGAGCUGGGCAACUCGGUCUCGGCCUGGAAGGUGGCCUACACCGACGAAGGGUGCCUCUCCCUAAACAGGACCCAGACGCUAUCCACGUACGCGGCGGGUAGCGCGCCCCCCAACGGCUCCAAGGCCGCCGAGGUCCGGGUCGCGGGCAACUUCCUGUACGCGGCCAACCGCGCCGACGAGACGUUCGGGCCCCAGAACGACUCGCUCGCCACGUACAGCAUCGACGCCAGGUCGGGCGCUAUCCAGUUCGUCGAGGCCACGCCCGCGCACGCCUGGUUCCCGCGCACGUUCUCGAUCAACAAGGCCGGCGACCUGGUCGCCGUCGGCGGACAGACGAGCAGCAACGUGGCCAUCAUCGCGCGCGACCCCAAGACAGGUAAGCUAGGCGACCUCGUGGCUAACCUGAAAAUCGCGACGCCCGGCACUCCGCAGCAAGAGGAUGGGCUGAGUGCUGUUGUGUGGGUUGAGUAGGUAGGUAGAUUUGGUGGUAAAAAAAGGGGGAGGGACUGUGAACGCUUUAGCUUAGACAAAAUUGUAUUUAGAAGUUAUAGGUUGCGCUCCGGCCGGACGAUAAGAAGUAUAUAGGACUCUAUCACUGGGACCGUGGUUCCCAUGCUGUAUAUGCAGAGAAGAAACGUAUAUAUUGUUCAAUUCUUGUUGUCAACGAUUAUUCUACAUAUGCUCCUGGAAUUGUAUACCUGUCGAACAUUGAAUCACAGGUACCUUAGGCAGUUUUCUCAUGACG
Molecule: messenger RNA, 1567 nt
Organism: Daldinia caldariorum
Lineage: Eukaryota; Fungi; Ascomycota; Sordariomycetes; Xylariales; Hypoxylaceae
Product: 3-carboxy-cis,cis-mucoante lactonizing enzyme
Exons: 2
Coding region: 115-1293 (392 amino acids)
Molecular function (GO): 6-phosphogluconolactonase activity; protein binding
Source: RefSeq, a predicted model, not a curated record